GCAGCAAGUCCCGGGCGGCGGGCGGCGGCGGGGCCGAGUUGGGCGCGGAGCCCUGACAGCAGACUCCGAGCGGCAGCAGGAUGAGUGCGGAGGCGGGUGCCCGGCCCCUGCGGGUAGGCUCCCGUGUGGAGGUCAUUGGGAAAGGCCACCGAGGCACUGUGGCCUAUGUUGGAGCCACACUCUUUGCCACUGGCAAAUGGGUGGGCGUGAUCCUGGAUGAAGCAAAAGGCAAGAACGACGGCACUGUUCAGGGAAGGAAGUAUUUCACGUGCGACGAAGGCCAUGGCAUCUUUGUGCGCCAGUCCCAGAUCCAGGUAUUUGAAGAUGGAGCAGAUACUACUUCCCCGAAGACUCCUGAUUCUUCAGCUUCAAAGGUCCUCAAGAGAGAGGGAGCUGAUGCAGCUACAAAGACCAGCAAAUUGCCUACUCGCCCAGCCAGUACUGGGGUGACGGGGGCCAGUAGCUCCCUGGGCCCCUCUGGAUCAGCAUCAGCCGGUGAACUGAGCAGCAGUGAGCCCAGCACCCCAGCUCAGACUCCGCUGGCAGCACCCAUCAUCCCCACACCGGCCCUCACCUCUCCUGGAGCAGCACCUCCACUUCCAUCUCCCUCGAAGGAGGAGGAAGGGCUGAGGGCCCAGGUGCGGGACCUGGAGGAGAAGCUGGAGACCCUGCGUCUGAAACGAUCAGAAGACAAGGCAAAGCUGAAAGAGCUGGAGAAGCACAAGAUCCAGCUGGAGCAGGUGCAGGAAUGGAAGAGCAAAAUGCAGGAGCAGCAGGCCGACCUGCAGCGGCGCCUCAAAGAGGCGCGGAAGGAAGCCAAGGAGGCGCUGGAGGCAAAAGAGCGCUACAUGGAGGAGAUGGCGGACACGGCCGACGCCAUUGAGAUGGCCACUCUGGACAAGGAGAUGGCCGAAGAGCGGGCCGAGUCUCUGCAGCAGGAGGUGGAGGCUCUGAAGGAGCGCGUGGACGAGCUCACCACAGACCUGGAGAUCCUCAAGGCUGAAAUUGAAGAGAAAGGCUCAGACGGGGCCGCGUCAAGCUACCAGCUCAAGCAGCUAGAGGAGCAGAAUGCCCGCCUGAAAGACGCCCUGGUGAGGAUGCGAGAUCUCUCUUCCUCAGAGAAGCAGGAGCAUGUGAAACUCCAAAAGCUCAUGGAAAAGAAGAACCAGGAGCUGGAGGUUGUGAGGCAGCAGCGCGAGCGUCUCCAGGAGGAGCUGAGCCAGGCAGAGAGCACCAUCGAUGAGCUCAAGGAGCAGGUGGACGCUGCUCUGGGUGCCGAGGAAAUGGUGGAGAUGCUGACUGACCGGAACCUGAAUCUAGAAGAGAAAGUGCGGGAAUUGCGGGAGACUGUGGGGGACUUGGAAGCGAUGAACGAGAUGAACGAUGAGCUGCAGGAGAAUGCACGGGAGACAGAGCUGGAGCUGCGGGAGCAGCUGGACAUGGCAGGCGCCCGAGUACGGGAGGCCCAGAAGCGUGUGGAAGCCGCCCAGGAGACAGUUGCGGACUAUCAGCAAACUAUCAAGAAGUACCGCCAGUUGACCGCACACCUACAGGAUGUCAAUCGGGAGCUGACGAACCAGCAGGAAGCGUCUGUGGAGAGACAACAGCAGCCACCUCCAGAGACUUUUGAUUUCAAAAUCAAGUUUGCUGAGACCAAGGCUCAUGCCAAGGCAAUUGAGAUGGAGUUGAGACAGAUGGAGGUGGCCCAGGCCAACCGGCACAUGUCCCUGCUGACGGCCUUCAUGCCUGACAGCUUCCUUCGGCCAGGUGGAGACCAUGACUGUGUCCUGGUGCUGCUACUUAUGCCCCGUCUCAUUUGCAAGGCAGAGCUCAUCCGGAAGCAGGCCCAGGAGAAGUUUGACCUCAGUGAGAACUGUUCAGAGCGGCCUGGGCUUCGCGGAGCUGCUGGGGAGCAGCUGAGCUUUGCUGCUGGGCUGGUAUACUCACUGAGUCUGCUGCAGGCCACACUGCACCGUUACGAGCAUGCCCUCUCUCAGUGCAGUGUGGACGUGUAUAAGAAGGUGGGCAGCCUCUACCCUGAGAUGAGUGCCCACGAGCGCUCCCUAGAUUUCCUCAUCGAGCUGCUGCACAAGGAUCAGCUGGAUGAAACUGUCAACGUGGAGCCCCUCACCAAGGCCAUCAAGUAUUACCAGCAUCUGUACAGCAUCCACCUUGCUGAGCAGCCGGAGGAUUCCACCAUGCAGCUGGCUGACCACAUCAAGUUCACCCAGAGUGCCCUGGACUGUAUGAGUGUGGAGGUGGUGCGGCUGCGUGCCUUCCUGCAGGGUGGGCAGGAGGCAACAGAUAUUGCCCUUCUUCUCCGAGACCUGGAAACAUCAUGCAGUGACAUCCGCCAGUUCUGCAAGAAGAUCCGAAGGCGAAUGCCAGGGACAGAUGCUCCGGGGAUCCCAGCAGCAUUGGCCUUUGGAUCACAGGUGUCCGACACACUCCUCGACUGCAGGAAGCACUUGACGUGGGUGGUGGCUGUUCUCCAGGAGGUGGCAGCUGCAGCCGCCCAGCUUAUUGCCCCCUUGGCAGAGAAUGAGGGGCUGCCUGUGGCUGCAUUGGAGGAGCUGGCUUUCAAAGCAAGCGAGCAGAUCUACGGGAGCCCCUCCAGCAGUCCCUACGAGUGCCUGCGCCAGUCCUGCACCAUCCUUAUCAGCACAAUGAACAAGCUGGCCACAGCCAUGCAGGAGGGCGAGUACGAUGCAGAGCGGCCCCCCAGCAAGCCUCCUCCGGUUGAACUUCGGGCUGCAGCCCUGCGUGCAGAGAUCACAGAUGCUGAAGGUCUGGGUUUGAAGCUUGAAGAUAGAGAGACAGUUAUCAAGGAGUUAAAGAAGUCUCUCAAGAUUAAGGGAGAGGAGCUGAGUGAGGCCAACGUGCGGCUGAGCCUCCUGGAGAAGAAGCUGGACAGCGCUGCCAAGGAUGCAGAUGAGCGCAUUGAGAAAGUCCAGACUCGGCUGGAGGAGACUCAGACCCUGCUGCGAAAGAAGGAGAAAGACUUUGAGGAGACAAUGGAUGCACUCCAGGCUGACAUCGACCAGUUGGAGGCAGAGAAGGCAGAGCUAAAGCAGCGGCUAAACAGCCAGUCCAAGCGCACAAUUGAGGGGCUUCGGGGUCCCCCUCCCUCAGGCAUUGCUACCCUGGUCUCUGGCAUUGCUGGUGGGGGCACGCCUGGGCAGGCUCCAGGCGCCUUGCCGGGCCAGGGGCUGGUGAAGGACUCGCCACUGCUGCUCCAGCAGAUCUCCGCCAUGAGGCUGCACAUCUCGCAGCUCCAGCAUGAGAACAGCAUCCUCAAAGGAGCCCAGAUGAAGGCAUCCUUGGCCGCUCUGCCCCCUUUGCACGUCGCAAAGCUUUCCCUCCCGCCCCACGAGGGCCCUGGUGGUGAGCUGGUGGCUGGGACACUGUAUCGCAAGACCAGCCAGCUACUGGAGACACUAAACCAGCUGAGCACGCACACGCAUGUGAUAGAUAUCACACGGACCAGCCCAGCUGCCAAGAGCCCGUCAGCUCAGCUUAUGGAGCAAGUGGCUCAGCUCAAGUCCCUGAGUGACACCAUUGAGAAGCUCAAGGAUGAGGUCCUCAAGGAGACAGUAACUCAGCGUCCUGGAGCUACUGUUCCCACUGACUUUGCCACCUUCCCUUCAUCAGCCUUCCUCAGGGCCAAGGAAGAGCAGCAGGAUGACACGGUCUAUAUGGGCAAGGUGACCUUCUCGUGUGCGGCCGGCCUAGGACAGCGACACCGUCUGGUGCUGACCCAGGAGCAGCUGCACCGGCUCCACAGUCGCCUGAUCUCCUAAGCGCUCCUUCCCUGCUGUCCCCUUUCCUGGUCUCCUAAGCGCUCCUUCCCUGCUGUCCCCUUUGGCCCAUGGACCCCCCUGGCACCACUGUCCAGUGUGCAGCUGCCUCAGCCACUCCAUGGUUGAACCCUUGGGUAAAGCUCUUGCCUGGGUCAGCUUCCCCAGGUCUGGUUAGGAUCCUGCAGCUUCCGUAAUCUGGGUUUGCCUAUCCGCCCCUGACCUCUUCCUUAAUUCGCUGUUCCGCUGCUCCCUCUUUCCCGAGGGGCCUCAGGGCAUUGGAGGGGGUCUGACACCCCUCCACUAAAGAUUGAGUGAGGUCUCCCUGACUGAGGACUUCACCCCCCAAUUAAAGCAACUUUUAUGUCA
Molecule: messenger RNA, 4166 nt
Organism: Arvicola amphibius (Eurasian water vole)
Lineage: Eukaryota; Metazoa; Chordata; Mammalia; Rodentia; Cricetidae
Gene: Dctn1
Product: dynactin subunit 1
Exons: 28
Coding region: 81-3800 (1239 amino acids)
Biological process (GO): nuclear migration; establishment of mitotic spindle orientation
Cellular component (GO): axon; microtubule associated complex; kinetochore
Source: RefSeq, a predicted model, not a curated record